CCUUUGCCCUUUCUUUUUUUCUCUCUUUUUAUUUUUCAUUUUUCACACACCUAUAAAAUGCAAAAUCAAUAUAAUCACAGCUCUAUUCCCAAUAAUACACAAGAAGUCCCAAUUACAGCACACAUAUUCGAAGGCCAUUUAUACCUAAGAGAAAAUGAUAAAUGGAUAUGGAGGUUAUUUCGGUUCGAUGGAUCUUCUUUAACAUGCUUAUCAUCUAAAAAGAAUAAAUUGCCACCACACACAUUAUUAGAUCCACCUCUAGUUAUUGAUAAUAGACCCAUGAGUUUCUUGACAAGCUCUGCUACCACCAAUUCACUCACAUCGCCUUUACUUGCAACCACUAAAAAUAGAAGCGUCAGCCUUUCAAUAAAUGAUACACCAGCCAUCGCCAGCUAUUACCAAUUGCCUAAAUGGACCAUUGACAUGGUUCAGAUCUCCACCAUAUCAAUAUUAAAACCCAAAGACAAUAAUAGAAAAACAUUUUCAUUCACAGCACCAAGUCGACCCAAAUCAUUUUCGAUAAGAACUUAUGAUGGUGGCUGUUAUAUCAUGAAGGCUCAUAAACAAGAUGAUCUUGAAAGGUGGAUCUUCGUCUUGGCAAAGAUGUGGAAGGUAUCUCAGGCUGCUCGACAAUUAUACCAGCCUGUCUCUCCCACUAGAUCAUAUUCACUAAAUCAACAACAACAACAACAACAACAACAAUAUCACAAUGCUACACCAACGUUGUCGGGGCUCAAUAAAGAAGAUCAGCUGCUCAACCAACAACAAUUAAAUAAUAUGCCUACCGCUACUUCUUUAUCGAAUGAGAAAGUCUUGUGGAUCGAAGAAUGGAUCAAGUCUCUCGCUGAAUUAGCUUCCAAUGAUUCAGUGGAUUAUCAGUCUGCCUAUGAAGUAUUUGUCGAUGACGAUGCCAUUCAAUCCGUACACAGCAAUAACUUCAAUAUGAAUUUUUUCCAGGAUGUGAAUACUGUCUGUACAGAAGAAACAUCUAAAAAAUAUAACCACCAAUCAUUAAAAUAUCAUACAUCCACACGAAAGCAUCAAGUUCAGUUAGUAAGAAAUCACACGGCUGAAGAAUUAACAACCCAUACUCCCCCCCUCAUUUACAAUUCAUUUUCUUCCCCACUGGAAAACCUGAAGAAUAUCAAACAUCAUCAACAACAGCGAGAUCAAAUAGCUGCCACCGAUGAAAAUGUGUGUUUAGCAGACGUCCAAAAGUUCUUGAAAAAGAUGGAUAUCAAUGAGGAUACAAAGAGACCGUUGUGUAAUAAUACGAAUUGGUACCGAAAUUCAUGGGCUCCUGACGUAUCUACUUUUACAUGAUUUUUUUUUCAUCAUCAUCA
Mucor mucedo is the source of this 1343-nucleotide messenger RNA. RefSeq lists its product as uncharacterized. Bases 58 to 1323 code for a protein of 421 amino acids. The record is from RefSeq and is a predicted model, not a curated record. Lineage: Eukaryota; Fungi; Mucoromycota; Mucoromycetes; Mucorales; Mucoraceae. The transcript has a single exon.